Messenger RNA from Pseudomyrmex gracilis, 1623 nucleotides. RefSeq names its product transmembrane protein 98-like (gene Tmem98). The transcript has 4 exons. The record is from RefSeq and is a predicted model, not a curated record. Bases 185 to 940 code for a protein of 251 amino acids. Lineage: Eukaryota; Metazoa; Arthropoda; Insecta; Hymenoptera; Formicidae. Gene Ontology annotation, cellular component: endoplasmic reticulum.
UUGUGCUCCAAGCCAGUGUUUUUCGCAGUGAAGUGAACGGAGCUUAAAACUCGUGACAGUCUCUACCUCCCAUCGUAUAAUCGUCAUCUGGAUCUACUUCAUAUAUGUCACAGUGAGAGCGGACUACGACGCGCUGCGCGAUUGUUGAUAGUUCACUUUAAAUGUCACACGGUGAAUCCAGUUGAUGCUGUCUUCUUCUUGGAUUAACGACGACGUUCCGUUUCGCCAGAUUGCCAUUCGCUAUCUGUACCAAUAUUCGGACACAAUGAGCUCGUCGAUAUCCAUGAGCAACACCGGAUCACCGGCCACUGCUACGGGUAUGGAGACCGUGGUGGCUGUUGCUCUGGGCGCGCUCGCCGCUGUAUUUCUCGGCGCGCUUCUGGUACUCCUUGUGAUAUGUCGCAGACAACGUUGCUAUUACAACCAGAAGGAUUCGGCAGAGUUGAGUUCCGAUCUGCUCGAGGGAGAGAAUAUCACUGGCUUGGGAUUGGAUGUGUGGGAGAGCGAAGAGUGGUUGGCGGGUGCUGAAAGAUGGGUGGACGAUGCUACCGGCUUGGCUCCGCCUUGUAUAGCAGUACUCCGAUCUUGCCACGCUCUUGCUGCCAGUCUCACCACCAUCGCUGGGACUGUCAACAGCAACACUGUCCCAUUAGAGAUAGUAGACGUCGCUCGGCGUAUACCGCCCCGCGUAGAUGACGUUGUCCGCAGCUUGUAUCCGCCACUGGACGCCAGGCUUCUGGAAGCCAGAGUGGCGGCUCUGGUGUUGGCUGUGACCCACUUGGCUCUGGUAACAAAACACGGAGUGCCAAAGAGCCAGGCCAGAAAACUAGCAUUCAUCGAUCAAGCUUUAAACGACAUGGACACGCAUUUGCUGGUGUUGAGAAAUGCGGCGUUGGCUCAAGAAGUGGUCUGCUCCAUCCCGGCCUCCACGCCGGUUUAAAAUAUUCAUUGUUAGAUCUCUUGAAGGAAUCUCUCUCUCGAAUGUUUCGCACAGUAUUUUGUAAUUUUCGAAACAUUUUGUUCAUAAAUUUUAUUCUGGUAAAAUCGUUAUGCGAAAAAUGAGCGAAGAAAGCCGUACGGAAUAUACAAGUCGAUAGACUCGCAACAAAUUGUAACAUGUAUAUACUAUAUAGAGAAUAUUUCUCGCGCUGCUUUUCGAGCGACAAAUACUCAAUUACGGAUCAAUCACUGAUCUCAAGGCAUAAAACUCAAAAUGAACAAAACUCCAAGUUGCUGGUAAAAAAUUGUCAAUAUUUAUAUAUAUAUAUAUAUAUAUAGAGUAUAUAUAUAGUUGUUUAUUUUGAGUUUUAUACAAACGUCAAUUAUAUUAUUAUAUUAUUAUAAAAAAUGCAUAUAUAUAUUAAAUACACGCAGCGUACGGAAGUAUCAUGAGGAAUAUAUAUAUAUAUAUAUAUAUAUAUCUUUCUUGCAUAUCUUCGUAUGAUAGUUUUAAAUCUUUCGAUGAAAAUCUGCUAAGAGUCGUUAGUUCUUGUUUACAAUACACAGAAAUAUAUGUGGAAAUGUGCUGUCUUCCAUUGUUAUAAUAGGUAUUUAUAUAUACGUACACAGAUAAAAAUUGUAUUUGUGUGGAACUAUAUAUAUAUAUAAUCGUACCUGCGUUUG